CACUGAUCUGCAACAUGGAUAAAUAUGACGACCUGGGCCUGGAGGCCUGUAAGUUCAUCGAGGACCUGAACAUGUAUGAGGCCUCCAAGGAUGGACUCUUCCGUGUGGACAAAGGUGCCGGCAACAACCCUGAAUUUGAGGAAACUAGAAGGGUGUUCGCGACCAAGAUGGCCAAAAUCCACCUCCAGCAGCAGCAGCAGCAGCAGCAGCAGCAGCAGCAGCAGCAGCAGCAGCAGCAGCAGCAGCAGCUCUUACAGGAGGAGGCCCUGUCUAGGGCGGGCAGAAGCCCUGUCAACGGCGGGAGCCGUCAGGGUGUGAGCAGCAAGCUGGCCGCAGAUGGUGCCGCCAAGCCCCCUCUGGCUGCACCAACAGUGGCACCUGGAUUAGCUACCGCCGCUGUGGCUGUGCAGCCCUCAUACCCAUCUCAGGAGCAGAGGACCAGGCCAUCUGCCCAUGGUGCAAGGCCUGGCGGUCAGAACUGUGGUUCCAGGGAGGGGGCUGUGAGUUCCCAGAGGCCUGCUUUACACGGUCUGGGUCCCUGUGAAGACCCUUCCUGCCUCACUCAUGGAGACUAUUAUGACAAUUUCUCUUUGGCAAACCCACAGUGGGGUGAUAAAUCAGAAGUGUCCCCCAGCAUGAAUCUGAGUAUAAAGAGUGGGUGGCCAGGUUGCCCAGGGAAUGAUUCCCCAUUGCCCAGAUCCUGCGGGGACCAUCACCCUUACCAGCCACAGCUCCCCAUGUGCUCUGGCAGGUCUUUUGAGAGUGGCAUCAGUGGCCAGGAUGGUGGCAUCAGUGGUCAUAGCAAUGUGAAGCCAACGGGCCUUUGGUCUACUGCUUCCUCUCAGCGAGUUAAUCUCGGCUUUUCUUCUCCGGGCUUGGAGAAUGGGGCCCCAGCUCAACCCAGGAGCACAACUGUUUGGGCACCUCUGGUCGCUACCAGCGCUAGCCAAGGAGCUUGUCUGAGAAGAGAUUCAGGUCUGGGAUGUGAGGCUUCAGGCAGAGUCUUCAAACCUACUGUGGACGCUCAGCCUUGGUUCCAGGAUGGGCCCAAGUCUUACCUCUCUGUUUCUGCUCCAUUAUCCUCAACAACUGGCAAGGACAGUACCCAGCCAGGUAUGACCCCUGGGCUGGGUCCUAAGCCUGGAUGCAUGGACUCUGGCACUGGUCCCCAGCCCAGCCCCACCAGCCUUGUCCAUCCGGUGAUGUCCACCUCAUCUGAGUUAUCUUGUAAAGAGAGUCCUCCUAGCUGGUCCACCGACAGCAGCCUGGGACCUGUGCUCUCAGAAAGCCCCACCCCCACCAAGGUGAGGUUGCCUUGCCAGACCCUCACACCAGGCCCUGAGCUUGGACCCUCCACUGCGGAACUGAAAUUAGAAGCCCUUACCCAGCGUCUGGAGCAAGAGAUGGACGCUCAUCCCAAAGCUGAUUACUUCGGAGCCUGUGUGAAAUGCAGCAAAGGGGUGUUUGGAGCCGGCCAGGCCUGUCAGGCCAUGGGGGACCUCUACCAUGAUGCAUGCUUCACCUGUGCAGCCUGCAGCAGGAAGUUAAGAGGAAAAGCCUUCUAUUUUGUCAAUGGCAAAGUAUUCUGUGAGGAAGACUUUUUGUACUCUGGCUUUCAGCAGUCUGCCGACAGGUGUUUUCUUUGUGGACAUCUGAUCAUGGACAUGAUCCUACAGGCCCUGGGGAAGUCCUAUCACCCUGGCUGUUUCCGCUGUGUCAUCUGUAAUGAAUGUCUGGAUGGAGUGCCUUUCACUGUGGACUCAGAGAACAAGAUCUACUGUGUCCGAGAUUACCACAAGGUGCUGGCCCCAAAGUGUGCAGCCUGUGGGCUUCCCAUCCUUCCACCAGAGGGCUCAGAUGAGACCAUCCGUGUUGUGUCCAUGGACAGAGACUACCAUGUGGAAUGCUACCACUGUGAGGACUGUGGCCUAGAGCUCAAUGAUGAGGAUGGUCACCGUUGCUACCCACUGGAAGACCACCUGUUCUGUCACUCCUGCCAUGUCAAGAGGCUGGAGAAAGGACCCUCACCUGCAGCCCUCCACCAGCACCACUUCUAACCAGAGACACAGUGGGGAGGCAGGGCCAGGGCUGCCCAGGGAGGUGUCUGUGGGGUACUUUUGGGGGUCCCCAGAAGAGGAGGGGCAGGAGGUCAAGUUCCUGCUUGUGUGUGAAGGGUACCUUUCUUUUAACCAUAGCAGUGUGCACUCCCCAUCAAGUCCAUGUAUUUUCCAAGUGCUUUUCCCCAUUGCCAUACCCUCACCAAACCACUCAGGAAGAUGCUCUAACUUUGCACAUGGCACAUGACACAAGGUUGGGCCUGUGUAACUGGACACAUCCUACUCCCUGAAAAUAGUCCAUGUUUCAUGGGGACAGAUUUUCAGAUUGUGUUAAGCACAUUUCACAAUGUUCCUAAAGAGAAGCAGUGAUUGAGAUGAGCGGCACUUCCCUCCUCUAGGAAAAUACCUGCACCCAGAUAACCCUCACACACCCUGUGGUGCGAUUUACAGUUCUUUCCAGAUUUACUUUAGUUCUUCUGAGAAUGCGGCAAACUCUAACUGCAUCACGACAAGAAAGAAGUAUUGCAUAUGCUUUGUAUCCUUGGAGUUUGCUUGGUAAAACAGAGCCAAGCUUUGACAUCUGGGAGGCUGGGUCUCCUGUUGUGCCUCUGCCUUUCCUCCCAUUCCUAAGGCAGCUGAGCUGUGGCAGAGGCCUGUCCUGUCCUACACAGCCAGCUUUGAGAGAACUGGUGCAGGCACCAGGCUUCUUGUCCACUGCUUGGUGGUGUUUUUUCUUUGCUUCCUCUAGUCUGUGAUGAUGGAGUUGCUUCCUUAAGGUGAGUCUGAGGAUCUCAAGUGCUCACACCCCUGACACCUCUUUCUGAUUAUUUGCUCAUGGGCUUGAAUCUCAAUCCAUAUCCUGGGAGAGAGCUCCUUUUGAAAGGAGAGUUUUGUGUGUGUGUGUGUGUGUGUGAGAGAGAGAGGAUGUUACUGAGUUUGUUUCAGAGGUUAUCUCUCCUGCCCACUUCUCAGCACAUUCAUUCGGUUUGAAGAAACCAAUAUAAGGUACACUGCUUUUGACUUUUUUUUCUUCAUUAUUUCUCUCCACUUUUUUUCCACAGACAAAACAUACCUCACAGAUAAUUUUCACUAAAUCACAGAUCAAGGAGGAAUUAGCCCUUCAUAUUGGAGACUGUUGGUGUAUUGCAGUGGCUAAUUUCCACUUUUGAUUACAGUUAAGCAGUAUAGUUGCAAAGCAAGGUAAUCAGAGACUAGAUGCACCUGAAAUCAGCCCUCUGGCCCCAUGUGCAUCUGCAUGCUGGCUCCUGGGGUAGCUGGGCUGAGGGAGUCCACAUGCUGACAAAAUGUUACGACCACUUCUGAGCUGGGUAGUGGGCACCUGUCCUUAUAACAUUUGGGAGACAGAAGUUUGUGAAGUAGGAGUUUAAGGCUGUCCUCAACUAUAUGAGGUCCUGGCUCCACUCAAAAAAAUUUAAAAGAGAUAAAAUAAAAAUUCACCCAGCACUAAAGAACAUAAUUAACUCUGCCUAACACUUCCUGAGGUCAGAGGUCAGUGUCUCCUUGGUAGUUCAAAUGGGAGAAACUGGAAAAACAAAAACAAAAUGGCUUUCCAGUUGCCCUCUUAUCUUCAGGGAGUGCCCCAGGAUUUGUGGCAGGAAGGCUGCAGUAUCUCACUUCUGCCAGUCAGGCUGGGCACCCCGCAGCUGGCUUGGGUGAUAAAGCAUGGUCAGUGGAGCCCCACCACAUGUGAAUGUGGACUCUUGACUGGGUCCCAGCUCUACCUGUAGGCCAGCUAUUUCAAUCCUGCUGGCCCCCUUUGCCUGUGAGAAGUUCAGAACUGGGACUGGGGAUCAAGACCAUCUUUUUCAUUUUUAUAAGGUUCAUUCUGUUGGGAUCCUUUGACCAGAUGUUACUUGUUUACUGUCCUAGACAGAGCCCCCUUAAAAACAACAACAGCAGCAGCAACAACAACAACAAAACAACUAUGAAUAUACUGGGUUAUGGAGAUAAACUCUAAAGCCAGGCCUCUUUCUUCCCUUCAAGUUAUCUAGCUUGCCUUUGGCAAGGCUGACAGGGAAAGGAAAUGAACCAGUAAGUCUUUGCCGUCCUUGAGGUGCUGGUCUAGUUGACAUACUUUACUCCAAUUUUGAGUCAAGAUGAUUAAGAAAAUUGCAUUGGAAUCAAUGUUUGAAGUAGAGGGCAUUUGCUUGCAAAUUGAAUAACUAGUUUAAAACUCUGAUUAAUUUUUUAAAUGAAAUUCCUGAUUGAGGUGAUUCAGAUGUGUUUGCAAAUAAAUUUUAUAUUACUGAAAAAGAACAAUAAAGGAAUUUGCAGACUUCCUAGAA
Messenger RNA from Peromyscus eremicus (cactus mouse), 4363 nucleotides. RefSeq names its product LIM domain containing 1 (gene Limd1). Gene Ontology annotation, cellular component: P-body; nucleus; adherens junction. The record is from RefSeq and is a predicted model, not a curated record. The transcript is spliced from 8 exons. Gene Ontology annotation, molecular function: transcription corepressor activity. Lineage: Eukaryota; Metazoa; Chordata; Mammalia; Rodentia; Cricetidae. Gene Ontology annotation, biological process: response to hypoxia; cytoskeleton organization; positive regulation of miRNA-mediated gene silencing. Bases 15 to 2057 code for a protein of 680 amino acids.